Messenger RNA from Poecilia latipinna (sailfin molly), 2437 nucleotides. RefSeq names its product glycine receptor, alpha 4a (gene glra4a). NCBI's taxonomy places the organism in Eukaryota, Metazoa, Chordata, Actinopteri, Cyprinodontiformes, Poeciliidae. The transcript is spliced from 10 exons. Gene Ontology annotation, cellular component: plasma membrane. The record is from RefSeq and is a predicted model, not a curated record. Gene Ontology annotation, molecular function: transmembrane signaling receptor activity; glycine binding; transmitter-gated monoatomic ion channel activity. Gene Ontology annotation, biological process: monoatomic ion transmembrane transport. Bases 304 to 1782 code for a protein of 492 amino acids.
GCAAUGUUAAAACACAUUCAUGCAGACAGUGGCGAGCCGACAUCAGCAGCAACACGCUAACAGACUGACCAGCUCCCGUUCAGCCGCCACAAGCACAGUUCCCGCUGCGUGGAUGCGUGGAAGACCCCCCUGGUCUGGGUGGAAGGGGGAGAAGUUUCCCCAAAGACGAGUCUGGAUCCAGCUGAGAGACGAUGCCUUCUUCCUUUAGACGGGUCUCACAGGUGGCUCUGUGGAUUUGCUGAUUUUUAUUUCUUAUUUUUCCAAGUUAUUCAGCGGGGACAGGAAGAGAUUCUGAGCCAGAGGAUGCUCCCACAAGUCAUUCGGAUUUUGUAUGUCUUGUCUUUUUGCGUCUUCCAAGGAGGUUUCAUCAGAUUGAGCUCCUGUAAGGAGGAGACAAAGGCCCCCGGCCGGGCCGGACCACAGCUUUCACCUUCUGACUUCCUAGACAAGCUCAUGGGAAGAACGUCGGGAUACGAUGCACGCAUCAGGCCCAACUUCAAAGGCCCUCCUGUGAAUGUCACCUGCAAUAUUUUCAUCAACAGCUUUGGGUCUAUUACAGAAACUACCAUGGACUACAGACUCAACGUGUUUCUACGGCAAAAUUGGAACGACCCUCGGCUGGCGUACAGUGAAUACCCAGACAACUCCCUGGACCUGGAUCCUUCCAUGCUGGACUCGAUCUGGAAACCUGAUCUGUUCUUCGCAAAUGAGAAGGGAGCCAAUUUCCACGAGGUCACGACGGAUAACAAGCUGCUGCGGAUUUUCCAAGAUGGCAGCGUUCUUUACAGCAUCAGGUUGACUCUAACCCUGUCCUGCCCUAUGGACUUGAAGAAUUUCCCAAUGGACAUUCAGACCUGCACCAUGCAGCUUGAAAGCUUUGGUUACACCAUGAAUGACCUGAUCUUUGAGUGGCUGUCUGACAACCCUGUUCAAGUGGCUGAUGAUCUCACACUCCCACAGUUUGUGCUGAAAGAAGAAAAGGACUUGGGUUACUGCACUAAGCACUACAACACAGGUAAAUUCACCUGCAUUGAGGUGAAGUUCCACCUGGAACGGCAGAUGGGUUACUACUUGAUCCAGAUGUACAUCCCUUCGCUCCUCAUCGUUAUCCUGUCCUGGGUGUCCUUUUGGAUAAACAUGGACGCUGCGCCGGCCAGAGUUGGUCUGGGUAUCACCACAGUGCUGACGAUGACCACGCAGAGCUCUGGUUCUAGAGCUUCUCUGCCGAAGGUGUCCUAUGUGAAGGCCAUUGACAUAUGGAUGGCAGUGUGCCUUCUGUUUGUGUUCGCCGCCUUGCUGGAGUAUGCAGCUGUCAACUUUGUCUCGAGGCAACACAAGGAGUUCAUCAGGCUGAGGAAAAAGCAACGGCAGCAGAGAAUAGCGACUGGCAGUCGGGCUGCAAGCGUUGAGUCUUUGCGGAAACCCAAUGACAUUCCUGGUAACAACUCAGCCUACAGAAAUCUGAGUCAGCAUUGCAGCGCCUGUGCAAGGGAGGACGAACUCAUGCGGGAGAGCCGAGGAUUUUACUUCCGUGGUUAUGGACUCGGUCACUGCCUGCAAGCCAAAGACGGGACCGCCGUGGAAGGGCCCACUGUGUUCUCCCCUCUGCCCCCGGUCACUAUGUACGACGGCGAAGUCCUUCACAAGCGUUUCGUUGACCGGGCCAAACGGAUCGACACCAUAUCCAGAGCCGUCUUUCCCUUGAGCUUUCUCAUCUUCAACAUCUUCUACUGGGUCACCUACAAAGUGCUGCGACACGAGGACAUCCAUGCAAACUUGUAAAACGCUUUCUGCUGACAUUAUGUUAAUGUUUUUCUCAGAACCAAAACUGCCUGUUUGACCCAUUACAGUGAGUAAAAAAAAAAAUCAAAACAAAAAAAAAGAAGUAUGAAGAAGCAUCCACGCUUCUCAAAGCCAGAACUAGAAAUGACAAAAACUUUGUGCUCAGGUGCGUCUUCAGGAUCUCGGACGUGAAAAGGAAGGAGUGGCUUCUCGCUGGUGUUGCCGGUCACCUUUUCGUACGUGUGUUUGUUCGAGUCGCUUGGAUCAAUCAGAAUGGCGCUAACCGCUGUGGGUUUUAUUUCAGAUGAUGGUUCAAGAAUUUAGAAAAGUUGAUCCUGGCUGAAUGAGACAUGCUGACUUGAAUUUUGACACUACGCAGCUUUAAAUGAAUGUUUUUGACAAUUAAAAAGUUAAAGGAACAUUUUUUACAACUUUAGAUUAUCACAUUGGUAUAUGGGUGAUGGGGACUUUGAUAUUUAUGAAUAUUCAGUACGUGAUGAUAAUUCGAUUUUAAGUAUGUGAUCAGUAGAUUAUGUAUGUAUGUAUGUAAACAGUGUAUUAAAAUGUAUAUAAACAAAGCUGUUCAACUGCUCAAAGCACAAAUAUGUAUUUCCUUUUGUCAAAAUUUAAAUAAAUUGUUAUUCUGCCAGGAAAC